GAUUUAAUCAAUCUGGAAAAGACGAAAUGACGUGAGCGAACUUUUCUAGAAUUUUGAAGUCUUCGAAUUAUAUUUAUCUCUUUUUAACUCGUCGAAUUCCCGUAUGAGUAUUUAUGUUGCAUCUCGUUUACCCAUGGGUUGAAGGCCCUAGAAUGUUCUAGACGUUUUAAUGUAUAUAUUUUGGCGCGACGGCGACGCAGCGUUUCAUUCAUUUCUGAAGUUUGCGAUUGUGAAGUGUUAUGUAGUGUUGUGUGUGAUUUCUAUUGAAUUUCAAGAUUUUAGUACUAGUGGAUUAAAUUGGAUAUUUAGAAUAAGUUUAAGUCUACACAAUGGGUAAAGAUUACUAUAAAAUAUUAGGAAUCUCGAAAGGCGCGACAGACGAUGAAAUUAAGAAGGCCUACCGUAAAUUAGCUCUGAAAUACCACCCUGACAAGAACAAGGCUGCGGGCGCUGAGGAGAGGUUCAAAGAAGUGGCUGAGGCUUACGAGGUGUUGUCUGAUAAAAAGAAGAGAGAAAUCUACGAUGCGCACGGCGAGGAGGGUCUGAAGGGAGGAAUGGGCGGCCACAACGGGCCUGGAGGCGGCCAGUCGUUCUCCUACACAUUCCACGGUGAUCCGAGGGCGACUUUCGCUCAGUUCUUUGGCUCGGCAAGUCCGUUCCAAGCUUUCUUCGACCUCAACGGUGGCAGUGGCGGAGGCACGACGAUGUUCUUCGACCGCGACAUGGACGUCGAUAUGGAUCCCUUCGCGAACAUGGGCAUGGGAACGGCGCGGCCUGGAGGCCCGGGAGGCGCUUUCCGCAGCCACAGUUUCAAUUUCCACGGAUCGCCAAAUAGGAAAGAAAAAACUCAAGAUCCGCCCAUUGAGCACGAUCUAUACGUGUCAUUGGAAGACAUCGCUCGCGGAUGUGUUAAAAAGAUGAAAAUUUCGCGCCGCGUCAUCCAACCAGAUGGCACGUCAAAGAAAGAAGACAAAGUGUUGACCAUCCAUGUAAAACCGGGUUGGAAAGCCGGCACAAAGAUUACGUUCCAGAAAGAGGGUGAUCAAGGAAGGAAUAAGAUUCCGGCUGACAUUGUGUUCAUCAUCCGGGACAAGCCACAUCCUAAUUUCAAACGUGAGGGCAGUGACAUCAGAUAUACAGCAAAGGUCUCACUCAAACAGGCUCUCUGUGGCACAAUCAUCGAAGUUCCUACGAUGUCUGGUGAAAAGUUAACAGUGAAUCUUCAAGGAGAAGUAGUGAAGCCCCAUACAGUCAAGAGGUUCCCCGGCUAUGGUCUUCCAUUCCCCAAGGAACCAACAAGGAAGGGAGAUCUCCUUGUUGCCUUUGACAUCAAGUUCCCCGACCGUUUAAGUUCAGGAGUCAAGGAGAUACUAAUGGACACUUUACCUAAUUAGUCUACCGGCUAAGACUGCCGAAUGUCUCUUGAGAGACAUUUUUGGAUGUGUUUCUGUGAUUUUUCAAAAACAUCACAGUGUUUUUGGAUCAAGUCAAUGUGUCCCAAUCAGGCCUUUGGCACACACUUGCCUGAUUUGUUACAUAUUGCAGAAACCCAUUUAUUAUAUGCUCAAUCAUGGGGCAUUCCUUUUUUUUGGAGUAGGAACUGUGUUUACUCAAUUGCCGUUGUGGCAUCUAGGACGGUGUGAAUGAUUAGCCCAAUUGUUUGUUUGAGUGAGUUCUCUGCGUUGUAGUAGGGAUCUAAGUGUAAUUGACAUACCUAUUUAAUUUUGUUAAGUUGUAUAUAUUUUGUACCAUUAUGUAAAUAUUGUGAUCUUGACAGUGAUUGUAAGUUUUAAGUUUUGGGAAACUAACUAUCAUAAGUAUUUUGUAAUUGAAAUUUGGUUUCAAGAAAUAAUGGUGACAUCAAAAUUGUAGUUAUAAUUAUGGUUAGUGAGAAAACAUGUUUAAACUUAUCACUUAUAAUUGCUGAUCAAAAGAAUGAUUAAUAAAAGAAAAGGUUAAAAAUUA
This is a messenger RNA of Plodia interpunctella (Indianmeal moth), 1965 nucleotides long. RefSeq lists its product as uncharacterized. Gene Ontology annotation, cellular component: cytosol. The transcript has 3 exons. NCBI's taxonomy places the organism in Eukaryota, Metazoa, Arthropoda, Insecta, Lepidoptera, Pyralidae. Gene Ontology annotation, molecular function: protein-folding chaperone binding. The record is from RefSeq and is a predicted model, not a curated record. The coding region runs from base 330 to 1394 and encodes 354 amino acids.